UAGCUGGGGGGCGGAGGAGGGGGGCGGAAAAAAAAAAAUACUACAAACUCCAUUGAAAUCUCGCGCAGACGUCCGUUGUAAAGAAUAAAAAAAGUCACCCGAGGCAGAAGGAAUCAGCGCCACCGGUGAGUGACCCUUGAGACUACCCAGCUUUAGCGCAAUUAUGAACUUGGAGCGGGUGUCCAAUGAGGAGAAGCUGAACCUGUGUCGGAAAUACUACCUGGGUGGAUUUGCUUUCCUGCCUUUUCUCUGGUUGGUGAACAUCCUGUGGUUCUUCAGAGAGGCCUUCCUUGUCCCAGCCUACACAGAGCAGAGCCAAAUCAAAGGCUAUGUCUGGCGUUCUGCUGUGGGCUUCCUCUUCUGGGUGAUUGUGCUCACUACCUGGAUUACCAUCUUCCAGAUCUACCGGCCCCGCUGGGGUGCCGUUGGGGACUACCUCUCCUUCACCAUACCCCUAGGAACCCCCUGACAACUUCAGUACAGGCUGACAAUCUGUUCUUUCUCCCUCUAUGGGCUCCAAGCUCAUUCUCAAGCCCUAAAUGUGUCCAUCUCACAUCUUCUCCCUGACAUGCCAUAAUAAAGGACCCUAACUUUUGA
Molecule: messenger RNA, 597 nt
Organism: Dipodomys spectabilis (banner-tailed kangaroo rat)
Lineage: Eukaryota; Metazoa; Chordata; Mammalia; Rodentia; Heteromyidae
Gene: Psenen
Product: presenilin enhancer, gamma-secretase subunit
Exons: 4
Coding region: 164-469 (101 amino acids)
Biological process (GO): Notch receptor processing
Cellular component (GO): gamma-secretase complex
Source: RefSeq, a predicted model, not a curated record